This is a messenger RNA of Pyrus x bretschneideri (Chinese white pear), 351 nucleotides long. RefSeq names its product non-specific lipid-transfer protein-like. The transcript has 2 exons. Gene Ontology annotation, molecular function: lipid binding. Gene Ontology annotation, cellular component: membrane. Gene Ontology annotation, biological process: lipid transport. Lineage: Eukaryota; Viridiplantae; Streptophyta; Magnoliopsida; Rosales; Rosaceae. The record is from RefSeq and is a predicted model, not a curated record. The coding region runs from base 1 to 351 and encodes 116 amino acids.
AUGUCUGCGUUGGUUUUUGGGUUAAUGGUUAUAGUUGUCAACCAAGCAAGUCCUGCAUAUGGCCAUAUCACAUGCCGACAGGCCUUGAUGGAUUUGAAGCCCUGUGAGGCAUACGUGAAGGGGUCCGGCCCUGGGACUCCUCCGAUUAGUUGCUGCCAUGGUUUGAAAACUGUUUUAACUGCGGCUAACACCAGUGAAUCUCAGAUUAAACUCUCUAAAUGCUUCAAGAAAGCAAUUGCUGGAAUGCAACUCAGACUUGACAGAAUCAUGCAGCUUCCUCAUUUAUGCCAUGUAUCCCCUCCCGUUACUCUCGACCCCAAAAUUGAUUCCGAAUCAAUUCCUCAAGUCUGA